CCUGGCUACUGUGUAACUAAUCACCCACAUAAUUUAUCAGUCAAACAUAACAAAUUCUUUUUGUGCCAAAAAGUCAAAAACGUUAGAAACUGGAUUUUGGAAGUUGAUGCAUGCAAAUAGCAACUUGUCGUGCCGCGCUAUAUAAACGCUGCAUCAAGUUUUCGUAAUUAACUAAAACCAAAUUAGUAUUAAUCCGAAAACUUGAAACUGUGGCUUCCUCCUCAAAUCUCCGAUCAACGGAAACAAAAUGGCUCACAUGGUGAGAGCGAGCUCUGGCCUUUCUUACCCGGAGAGAUUCUACGCCGCCGCAUCGUACGUCGGCCUCGACGGAUCUCAAUCGUCGGUCAAACAACUCAGCUCCAAAUUCUCCAACGAUACCUCUUUGCUUCUCUACACGUUGCACCAGCAGGCUACUCUAGGACCUUGUAGUAUUCCAAAACCGAGUGCGUGGAAUCCAGUAGAGCAAAGCAAAUGGAAAAGUUGGCAGGGGCUUGGAACCAUGCCCUCCAUUGAGGCAAUGCGUCUAUUUGUGAAAAUCUUGGAGGAAGCAGAUCCUGGUUGGUAUCCAAGGACAUCUAACUCUGUUCUUGACCCUGCUGUACAUGUCCAAAUCAAUAGCACAAAGGCUGAGCCUAGUUUUGAGAGUGGAGCUUCAUUUGGUGAGACAAAGACGAUUACUUCUGAGGAUGGGCGCUUGACAGAAACGCAAGAUAAAGAUGUAGUUUUGGAAGACCCAGAUACUGUUUCUGUGUAUAAUCAGUGGACUGCACCACGAACAUCAGGUCAGCCACCAAAAGCCCGAUAUCAGCAUGGAGCAGCGGUUAUUCAAGAUAAGAUGUAUAUGUAUGGUGGAAACCACAACGGCCGUUAUCUAGGUGAUCUUCAUGUUCUGGAUUUAAAAAACUGGACUUGGUCAAGAGUUGAAACCAAGGUUGUGACUGGAUCACAGGAAACAUCAUCUCCAGCAAAACUAACUCACUGUGCUGGUCAUUCUUUGAUACCAUGGGAUAACCAGCUUUUGUCUAUCGGUGGUCAUACAAAAGAUCCUUCAGAAUCCAUGCCAGUGAUGGUCUUUGAUCUACAUUGCUGUUCAUGGUCAAUCUUAAAGACAUACGGGAAGCCACCGAUUUCGCGUGGAGGUCAGUCAGUGACCCUUGUGGGAAAAAGCUUGGUGAUAUUUGGUGGCCAGGAUGCAAAGAGAUCGCUUCUGAACGAUUUGCAUAUACUUGAUUUAGAUACCAUGACCUGGGAGGAAAUUGAUGCCGUGGGUUCUCCUCCAACUCCAAGGUCUGAUCAUGCUGCUGCAGUGCACGCUGAGCGUUACCUUCUAAUCUUUGGUGGAGGAUCACAUGCAACUUGUUUUGAUGAUCUGCACGUCCUUGAUCUGCAAACUAUGGAAUGGUCAAGACAUACACAACAAGGUGACGCACCAACUCCACGUGCUGGACACGCUGGUGUGACGAUUGGGGAAAAUUGGUAUAUUGUUGGUGGUGGAGAUAACAAAAGCGGGGCAUCUAAGACUGUUGUAUUAAAUAUGUCAACUCUUGCAUGGUCAGUUGUCACUUCAGUCCAAGAACAUGUACCUCUCGCUAGUGAGGGAUUGAGUUUAGUUGUGAGCUCAUACAAUGGAGAAGACAUAGUGGUUGCUUUUGGUGGAUACAACGGACAUUACAACAAUGAAGUGAAUGUUCUUAAACCAAGCCACAAAUCAAGCUUGAAAUCCAAGAUUAUGGGAGCUUCUGCUGUGCCAGAUAGUUUUUCCGCUGUUAAUAACGCCACGACUAGAGAUAUUGAGUCUGAGAUCAAGGUGAGCCAAGAAGGCAAAGUAAGGGAAAUUGUCAUGGAUAAUGUUAACUCCAGAUUAAAGGUGUCUUCCCGUCAGUUUAAACGCUGUGAAUAUCAAAUUAGACUAGAUAAUCACAAUGCAUCUCUUAUUUUUCUCCUUUGUAUUCUGGAUAUUAAAUCCUCAGGUUGAAGGAAAAGCCGACCGCAUUAUCACAACCCUUAAAUCCGAAAAAGAAGAAGUGGAGGCAUCACUCAACAAGGAAAAGAUACAAACUCUCCAACUAAAGGAAGAGUUAGCAGAGAUAGACACACGAAAUACAGAGUUAUACAAGGAACUUCAAUCUGUGCGGAACCAACUUGCAGCGGAACAAUCAAGGUGUUUCAAACUAGAGGUUGAAGUUGCAGAGCUAAGACAAAAGCUUCAGACAAUGGAAACACUUCAAAAGGAACUCGAACUCCUCCAACGUCAAAGAGCCGUUGCGUCUGAACAAGCCGCCACCAUGAACGCCAAACGACAAAGCUCUGGUGGCGUCUGGGGUUGGCUCGCUGGAACUCCUCCGCCUAAAACAUGAGUGCCCAUGAAACUUUUUUUCGGGUAACUCUUUUUUGUCAUUACCAAUAUCAGUAUUUACUUUUAGAAAGAAAGAAAAAGAGAGAAAUACAGUAUAGACAAUUUUUAGCGUCUCCGCAUUGUUACUAGUGAAAAUAAGGUCUAUAGUUGUUUCUACUACAGUAUGAUUGAUGAGUUGCCAUUUGAAGAUUCAGUUUCUAUAUAAGCUCUACCGAUUUGUGUG
This is a messenger RNA of Arabidopsis thaliana (thale cress), 2579 nucleotides long. RefSeq names its product acyl-CoA binding protein 5 (gene ACBP5). The transcript is spliced from 17 exons. Bases 248 to 1975 code for a protein of 575 amino acids. Lineage: Eukaryota; Viridiplantae; Streptophyta; Magnoliopsida; Brassicales; Brassicaceae. Gene Ontology annotation, molecular function: fatty-acyl-CoA binding. Gene Ontology annotation, cellular component: cytosol; cytoplasm. Gene Ontology annotation, biological process: lipid transport; response to light stimulus. The record is from RefSeq and is marked reviewed.